ACUUUGAACGGUCGAAAUCCCACAUUUCCAAAUCUCUCUCUUUCUUUCUCUCUCUAGUUUCUCUCUCUACCCCUACUACCACUCACUCUCUCUGUGCUGACACCCAUUUUUAGCACCUCACCCAACAACAAUGGCGGCUAUGGCGCUCAUUGGGGCGAUAACUGUUCCAUCCAAAACUACCCAUCUUGCAUUUUCGUCGUCUUCCUCUGUUUCCGGCGAUAAGUUUUUACCGACGCUUUCGUCGUCGUCUCGUCGCCAUUGCCGAUUCUCUUACGACGCUAAACGAGCUCCAAUUGUUGCCUCUCCUAAGGCUGUUUCUGAUUCUCAGAAUUCGCAGACUUGUCUUGAUCCUGAAGCUAGCCGCAGUGUUCUUGGUAUUAUACUUGGAGGUGGUGCUGGCACACGUCUCUACCCGCUUACGAAGAAGAGAGCAAAGCCUGCAGUGCCCCUUGGUGCUAAUUAUAGGCUAAUUGACAUCCCAGUGAGCAACUGUUUGAACAGUAACAUUUCCAAAAUAUAUGUUCUUACCCAAUUCAAUUCUGCAUCUCUCAACCGUCAUCUUUCCCGGGCAUAUGCUAGUAAUAUGGGAGGCUACAAGAAUGAAGGGUUUGUAGAAGUUCUUGCUGCUCAGCAAAGUCCAGAAAAUCCAAACUGGUUUCAGGGUACAGCUGAUGCUGUUAGGCAAUACUUGUGGCUAUUCGAAGAGCACAAUGUUCUGGAGUUCUUGAUUCUAGCUGGUGACCAUUUGUAUCGAAUGGAUUAUGAAAGAUUUAUCCAAGCUCACAGAGAGACUGAUGCAGACAUUACUGUUGCUGCACUGCCGAUGGAUGAAAAGCGUGCUACUGCAUUUGGAUUGAUGAAAAUUGACGAAGAAGGAAGAAUAAUAGAGUUUGCUGAGAAACCGAAAGGAGAACAAUUGCAAGCUAUGAAGGUUGAUACCACAAUCCUGGGUCUAGAUGAUGAAAGGGCAAAAGAAUUGCCAUUCAUAGCUAGCAUGGGUAUUUAUGUUAUCAGCAAAGAUGUGAUGCUAAACUUGCUUCGUGAUAAAUUUCCUGAUGCUAAUGAUUUUGGAAGUGAAGUUAUCCCAGGCGCGACUUCCAUAGGGCUAAGAGUUCAAGCUUACUUGUACGAUGGUUACUGGGAAGAUAUUGGUACAAUCGAGGCCUUUUACAAUGCCAACUUGGGUAUCACCAAAAAGCCGGUGCCUGAUUUCAGCUUCUAUGAUCGUUCAUCUCCAAUUUAUACACAACCUCGGUAUUUGCCUCCUUCAAAGAUGCUUGACGCCGAUAUCACUGACAGUGUCAUUGGUGAAGGCUGUGUGAUUAAGAACUGCAAGAUUCAUCAUUCUGUUAUUGGUCUUCGAUCUUGCAUUUCGGAAGGUGCAAUUAUUGAGGAUACGCUGCUAAUGGGUGCUGAUUAUUAUGAGACUGAUGCUGAUAGGAAACUCCUAGCUGGUAAGGGUAGUGUACCUAUUGGCAUUGGGCAGAAUACCCAUAUAAAAAGAGCUAUUAUUGACAAGAAUGCGCGGAUUGGAGACAAUGUUAAGAUUAUUAACAGUGACAAUGUACAAGAAGCAGCAAGAGAAACAGACGGAUAUUUCAUCAAGAGUGGUAUUGUCACAGUAAUCAAGGAUGCCUUGAUUCCGAGUGGAACAGUAAUCUAAAAAUGGUGCAUAUACCAAGCAAAAGUACCUCUAAGUAUCCCACUGCAAGGCCUCUCCUACCUCUUGCUUCAAUCUUUGAGUAUGUAAAUAUUAUGAUCUUUGUGCCGAUGGGCAGCGGUAGUGCUAUAAAUUGGACGAGAGGAUAUGAGAAAUGGUAUUGUAGAGACAUUUUGGCUUCUGUAGGCACAAAAUUUUGUUUAAUGCCAUACCAUAAUAAAUAUCUUGGGUUAGAGAAAAAAAAAAAAAAAAAAAAAAAGAAGAUAAUAAUCCAACCCUGUUCACUAGUUUCAGUAUUUCAGAUCUAAAUAGUGGCUGAUAUUGUCCCAUACUAGUAAGUA
Messenger RNA from Chenopodium quinoa (quinoa), 2001 nucleotides. Its product is annotated as glucose-1-phosphate adenylyltransferase small subunit, chloroplastic/amyloplastic-like. Gene Ontology annotation, molecular function: glucose-1-phosphate adenylyltransferase activity. NCBI's taxonomy places the organism in Eukaryota, Viridiplantae, Streptophyta, Magnoliopsida, Caryophyllales, Amaranthaceae. The transcript has 9 exons. Gene Ontology annotation, biological process: glycogen biosynthetic process. Bases 131 to 1663 code for a protein of 510 amino acids. The record is from RefSeq and is a predicted model, not a curated record.